This is a messenger RNA of Aphanomyces astaci, 1964 nucleotides long. RefSeq lists its product as hypothetical. The coding region runs from base 35 to 1846 and encodes 603 amino acids. The record is from RefSeq and is a predicted model, not a curated record. NCBI's taxonomy places the organism in Eukaryota, Oomycota, Saprolegniomycetes, Saprolegniales, Verrucalvaceae. The transcript has 11 exons.
CUGUCAUCUCGACGGACACGCAUCUAUCUAACCCAUGCAGUCGUCGGCCGCGUCUCCGUCAUCGCAGACGCAUGAUACAACCCCAGUCGUCCCCACGGCAUCGUUGGAUGCGUCCAAGCUGGAAGAGAAGUUUGCGGCCGUGAACGGGGACUUCACGCGCGGCGUGACGAUCAAGGGUAAGGACGACGCGAUGAAGCUGCAGGGCAAGGUCAACGACUGGCGAGACGACGUAAGCACGCUGGCCACGCACAUCGCGGCGCAGCUUCAGUUCUGCAAGUCACUGCGGACGAGUAAGGCCAUGGCGCUCAUUCCCAACACGACACCCGGCGACAGCGAUAGCCAGGGCGAAGUGGAUAUCUUUCGACUGUUGCGGUCCGAUAUUCGCAGCUUGUACGAGUACCGCCUGUCGUACCUUUCCAAUAUGACCGACUCGAUGCACUGGGCUGGCCUGGACAAAGAAGCCGCUCGUAUGAAGGAGAUAUUGGACGCGCCGUCCACGCUCGACAAGACUGGCGGCGACCCCACGGUCGCGUUCGAUACCCUGUUGAAGUUUGUCAUGGCCAAAGGCGAUAUGGUGUCCAAGAUCGCCGACGAUUUCGUGUCCAAGAAGAAGGAAGUGGACAUGAACAACGGCAUCGAGGACGAGCUCGUGCUGGACGACCACAGCGCCACGUCGAUGCUGCUGAGCCGGGACACCAAAUUAUUCACCAAGUUACUCGACACAUUUCAAUUGCUGUACAAGGAGUCUAGAAAACCGUCCAACACUCAGACACCGCAGUCUGGCGACGACAGUGGCGGUCUGUUUGCGUCGACCACGACGGCCGACUGGGAGGGCGCCAAAGGAUUGCGCAUGGAUGAAGCCAAUUUUACGAUUCAAAAGUUGCAACGGGAAGUGAACGAUUUGAAGAUUCAAAAGGCCAAGUUGGUGUCGACAAAUUCGCAAUUGGAAGACAACUUUGCGCACAUGUUGGCGCAAUUUGAGCUAGAAAAACGAACCCACCAAGCCAAUGUACAAUGGCACGAGCCCCGCAUACAAAAGCUGGAAGACGAGAUUCGGACGUCUGCCAAUGCACUCGCGGAACUACGGCUCAAUGUGGACCUCAUCACAAAUAUGUACAAGAAAACAUGUGAUGACGUGGUCGCAUAUGACAAGCAAAAGAGCGUUGUGGCAGACGAACGUGACAUAUUGGGACAGAAAUUGCACGACGAAGUGAAAAAGAUCAGCAUCCUCAACUUGGAGCUAGUGCGCAAGGACAAGCUGGUCAUGUACGCCAUGGGAGCGCGCCACGAAGUGCUCAAGUGCUGGAACGAAACCAAAGCUGCCUUGGCCGAGAUGACCACGCAACGAGAUAACUUGGCGGCGACGUUGCAAGAUACCCAGCAGUCUGUCCGACGGCUGGAGGCGUUGCUGGUGGAGCGAGAUGAAAUGUGUGUGGUGUUGAAGCGGGAAGUGAGCGAGAAGGGGGCAGCCAUCGACACCCUUCGCGGGAACAUCGUCGAGUUGCAAACUGGCCACGAAGAGCGCAUGCUGGAGAAGACCAAGCGUCACGAAGAAGGUUCAUCUAUUAUUUAUUAUCGGUUCAUGAUAGAUGAUGGUUUAGAAUUCGACAAAUUGCUGGUGAAAUUCGACAAGACCAAGAAAGAACUCGUGGAAACGGUCCAAGACAACAUCAUAUCCUUGACCAUGUAUAUUUUGUAUUUGUUUGAUAUUUGGAAAUAUGUAUUUGCUAUAUAUAUUUGUAUUUGCUUGAUAUAUGUGAAAUAUGUGAGCCUUAACCUGCUGGUGCACAUCUUGGACGGCAAGCUGCGCGCGGCGCACGAUCGCAUCUCCCGCUUCCUGUCGUAAUGUUCAAGGAAGAGUGCGCAAAAACCCCGAAACCCCGAAAAUACUAGUGCAUAGGCUAUUAAACUUAUUGAAAGUGUUAACUAGUUACUAUACAAAGUACCAUUACAGUUUCUAUGUA